Messenger RNA from Microstroma glucosiphilum, 1390 nucleotides. RefSeq names its product P-loop containing nucleoside triphosphate hydrolase protein. The transcript has 2 exons. NCBI's taxonomy places the organism in Eukaryota, Fungi, Basidiomycota, Exobasidiomycetes, Microstromatales, Microstromataceae. Bases 343 to 1239 code for a protein of 298 amino acids. Gene Ontology annotation, cellular component: cytoplasm. The record is from RefSeq and is a predicted model, not a curated record. Gene Ontology annotation, molecular function: ATP binding; kinase activity.
GAAUCUCGCUCAGUACUGCCUUUGGUUGGCUAGCUGAGCGAACGAAUUGGCAAGAUAGCAGCGCCAAGGAUGACUGAGUCUGAUCGACAGAUCUGAUGUGUAGCUUCUUGAAGCUGAGGCGGAUCGAGCUGAGUAAAUUGCCGUACGCUGAGUAGCCCGCCUCGCUGCAAGGCCCGCGGCGGCGUUGCUUCAGGGCGGCCCGAGGUCUGUGCGCCAACUUGUAAAUCUUCCGCGAGUCACGUCUUUGCCGGUGACCUUCUUCUGGUACCCCAUUGCGCAAAGUAGAUGCUGUUCCGUAGCCUCCUCCAUAUCAGAUCGAUUCCCUUUCUCAAAGCUCGCUGCAUGUCGUCCUCUGACUCAUCCUCAUCAUCUCCUCGUGUGCUCUUGGUGGGCAUCGGCGGGCCCACCUGCUCGGGAAAGACGACCCUCACAAAGCACAUCCUUUCGCUCCUCCCCACCUCUCCUUCUCCCUCCUCGUCCUCUUCUUCUGCUAGCAGCUCCCUGACAUCCUUCAUAGUCCAUCAAGACGACUUUGCUCCACCCGAAUCCUCGCUGCAGUGGAAUGAAGAGGUGGGCAGUGCAGACUGGGACGACCCGGCUACCUCCGUCGAUUGGCGGCGACUGCGUUCCACACUUGCCCAUGUAAAGGCAAAUGGAGCUCUUCCGCGGGACCAUGGCAGUCAUGAUGAGUCAAACCCAUUGCCGGAGCGGGCGAUUCGUCCAGAAACAGAGGAGAAGUACAGGCAGCUAUUCAAAGAGGCAAUGCAGCGGAAGGGGGGACCCACACACGUCGUCUUCUUGGAUGGAUUCCUGCUUUACUAUGAUGAAGAAGUGAGGGACAUGAUUGAUGUCCCCAUCUUCCUGCGCAUCGGAAAGGAGCUCUUACGUGAAAGGAGAGAGAAGAGAGGGGGCUAUGUCACUGCAGACGGUGAUCGGUGGGAGGAUCCGCCCCUCUACUUCUCACACAUCCUCUGGCCCUCCCACCUCAAGGCCCACUCCCACCUCUUCAAAGACGCAGACGUCGAAGCAGGCACCGUCCUGCCCAUCUCUGCCGCUCGCACUCCCGCUUCGAGGACAAUACCAGAGGACAGUGAAAGCGCAGCCCAGAAGGUCCUUCGACUGAUUGAAGUCCAGGACCAGCCUGGGAAGGGGGAGCCUAGAGAGAUUGAUGAGAUUGUGCAGGAGGGAUGUGAGAUUGUUCUGGAGGCAUUAAAGGAGUGGAAGGGUGAGGAGGAGUGAGCCUGGAGUAAAAGCGAGGGACGAACAAGAACACUGUGGACCUUAGAUGGGCAGCGCAUGAGCGUCAGAUAGAAUUCAAUGAUACCACGUCCGCACAACAGAAGUCUCCAUAGAAUGCCCGGCAAGCAUUAUGACUAUGAAUGUAGGGGUA